Molecule: messenger RNA, 924 nt
Organism: Candidula unifasciata
Lineage: Eukaryota; Metazoa; Mollusca; Gastropoda; Stylommatophora; Geomitridae
Source: the annotation of a GenBank genome assembly
AUGGACCAUUCAUCAGACGGCAGCAGCGACCGCGCUGCCGCUGCCACCCCUCCUCCUCCUGGACCCAGUGGUCUACCCUGUAUAGGAUCCCUGUUCGAAUGGAAGGGUCCCAGGACAAAUUUGGGAUGGACAAAGCAGUUCGGUCCCAUAUACCGUGUGAAGAUGGGUAGCAAAAACCUGGUUUACCUAAACACCUUGGAUCUGGUUGAGAAGUAUCUAGAAGGAAGAAACGGGGAGCGGUUUCUUGAUCGCCCUAUGGGACCUGGAGCAAUUGCCGAAGGUCUUCUUUUUGGUAGUGGCGAAAGCUGGAAGAAAAACAAACACGCUUUUAUGAAAGCACUUCAUACAAAAACAUUUCAGGACAAUAUGGAAGGCGCCAUCCAGUCAGAGCUACAGAUUGCAAUGCAAAGUCUACGUCUGCAGUGUGACAAGCCAAUGAAAAUCGGAGACGUCAUGUUAAAAGCCUGUGCAAACGCGAUUGUGGGACUUCUGCUAGGUGGCUCUUUGCCGGAGGACUCUGCGGAAAGAAAGGAGAUUGGAAAGAUUGCCAGAAAUCUGGAGGGAGCUGAUCUAUCCUCUAUUCUCACACAAGUUUCAUUGAAACAUCCCAAACUUCGACAGCCACUUUCCAAACUCUUCUUCAAAGAAAUUGUGGAUGUGCAUGGAACAUCACGGCACCUGCAGAGACUUCUUCGUCAGUGGAUACGCCAAGCUAGAAGUGGAACAUUCACAGUGCUGUCUGCAUGUCCACAUGCAACAUCUGCAGAUGGCAAAGACUUGAAAUUAAUCAUUCCAAACAGAAGCCAGUGCCCCUACACACCAGACUCAAACAGCGCUGAUCCUAACCCACAAACAGAAGACAGCAAUCUUGAAGCAUCCACAGUUUGCCUCUCAAGAAUCGCUGCUGUCACCACCAAAGAAUGA